Messenger RNA from Lathyrus oleraceus (garden pea), 1966 nucleotides. RefSeq lists its product as uncharacterized. Gene Ontology annotation, cellular component: post-mRNA release spliceosomal complex. Bases 146 to 1843 code for a protein of 565 amino acids. Gene Ontology annotation, biological process: mRNA splicing, via spliceosome. The record is from RefSeq and is a predicted model, not a curated record. The transcript has 8 exons. NCBI's taxonomy places the organism in Eukaryota, Viridiplantae, Streptophyta, Magnoliopsida, Fabales, Fabaceae.
AUUAAUUGAUUUAACUCUAAUCACUGUUAUUCUUCUUUCCUUUCUUCUCCGCCGCUGCCUUUCUUCUCCGGCGCAUCUGCAAAACAACCAGAGAAACACAGUCGGAGAGAAAUAAAAAAAUAAAAGUGAAUAAACCGCUCCGCUCAUGGUGCGGCCCGCGACCCGCAACCCGCGUUUGCGGCGAUCUCUCAAAGAAGAAUUGAAUCCUUAUCUUAAGGAUGAUGGAAGUGGUUACCCAGAAGAAAGUGAUGGAGUUAACGUUGCUGCAAGCAAACUUCUAUCAUCUUCCCUUGUUGGGGAUGGAGGAGCAAGUUGGAGACUUAAAGCAUUAAAGCGUGGACAAGAGCAAGCAGCUAGAGAAGGACGAAGCUUUCAAGAGGUUGUGGGAGAAAGGUGGGGUUCCCUUGGUGAGUUGACUGCAUCUGUUGCAUCAGGAGCAGCUGCCCCAUCCCGAGCUCAUUUACGUGCUAUUAAAAGUAGACAAAGAAGGGUAGCUGAGGAUAAUUCACCAGAUUCUGAAAAGCCUAUCCAAAGAGAUUCUAAAAGGGAUUGGCACCAUGAAAUGAAAGCGCCUAAAGUGCAAGAUUCAUUAUCUUGGAGAAAGCGCAAAAGCCAGUUUGUGGUAGCUGAGGGUGCUGAGAUCGUUGCGGCUGCAGCAUCUAGCUUAAAUAAAUUUGCUAAUGAUGGAAGCUUUAUGCGGGAAUUAGUCAGUAAGCUGAGUGGUAACUCAGAUGUAAGCACAACCAGUGAAGGAAAUACAGUAGCAGUACAAAAUAAGAUGAGUGCAAACCAGUUGGCAGCCAAGGCUAUGCAACUUCGUUUGAAAGGAAAGAAUGACGAAGCUGACAAACUAAUGGAAGAAGCGAAGGUUUUGAACACAACGCAGACAAACGAAGAUCAUGUAAUUAGAUCAAGAGCUGAGGGAAGUUCUAGAAGGUAUGCUAUGCAAAGGAUAUCUACUGAACAGAACAAAGGCGAGGAUGAUGCCGAUAUGAAUCUUGCUCGCAAUAUAAUGCAGAACAAACAAUUUAAGGUUCACACUCAAGCAGAUGAUGAAUAUGAUUUUGAAGAUGGUCCAAGUAGAAAGAGUAGAAAGAAGCAAGGAGGCGAAGACCCCAAGAAUAUCCCAAAUAAGAUGAAUGCAAAUCGAUUCUUGACCCAGAAAGAACGCUGCCUCUUUUGUCUAGAGAAUCCAAAACGGCCUAUGCAUCUUGUUGUAUCCAUUGCAAAUUUCACAUAUCUUAUGUUGCCACAGUUGCAGCCAUUGGUGCCUGGUCAUUGUUGUAUUCUACCCAUUCAUCAUGAAUCAGCUACAAGAACUGUGGAUGAUAAUGUGUGGGUAGAAAUCCGAAACUUCCAGAAAUGCCUAAUUAUGAUGUUUGCAAAGCAAGAUAAGGAAGUAGUGUUUCUUGAAACUGUGAUGGGAUUGGCACAGCAACGACGCCAUUGUAUGAUUGAGUGCAUUCCUUUACCCAAAGAUAUUGCUAAAGAUGCUCCUUUAUACUUUAAGAAGGCAAUUGAUGAAGCAGAAGAUGAGUGGAGCCAGCAUAAUGCCAAAAAACUGAUUGAUACUAGUCAAAAGGGUCUGCGCAACUCAAUUCCCAAGGAUUUUCCAUAUUUUCACGUUGAAUUUGGCUUAAACAAGGGAUUUGUUCAUGUCAUUGACGAUGAAAAGGACUUCAAAAGUAGCCUUGGAUUGAAUGUUCUUAGAGGCAUGCUGCAUUUACCUGAGGAAGAUAUGUACAGACGUCAAAGGUAUGCUGCAUUGGAGGUACAGAAGCAAGCAGUCACUAGCUUUUCUAAAGAGUGGAAGCAGUUUGACUGGACUACAGAACUUCAUUGACGUAUUUUUGUAGUAUUUAUAGUCUUGAUAAAAACAAAUCAUGCAUUGUAACAAAAGGAAUGAAUGGAGUGAAGUAUUAAAUAAGUCACUCUUUUUAAUCAAGUAUUAAUUAUUUUCUUCUAA